Molecule: messenger RNA, 2504 nt
Organism: Dioscorea cayenensis subsp. rotundata (Guinea yam)
Lineage: Eukaryota; Viridiplantae; Streptophyta; Magnoliopsida; Dioscoreales; Dioscoreaceae
Product: DEAD-box ATP-dependent RNA helicase 37-like
Exons: 6
Coding region: 1-1845 (614 amino acids)
Cellular component (GO): nucleus
Molecular function (GO): RNA binding; ATP binding; RNA helicase activity
Source: RefSeq, a predicted model, not a curated record
AUGCGAACCUCCUGGGCUGACGCGGUCGCCAGUGCCGAGAGCUCCGCCUCCACUGCCGCUUCACGGCCUGCUCGUUCUUCCUACGUCCCUCCCCAUCUCCGCAACCGCCCGGCCGCUUCCGAGCCUCCCGCUUCGUCUGUCCCUGCAGAUCUUGCGUUUCGGCCGGCAGCCGCCCCAUCCGGUGGAUCCCGCUGGAGCAGUGGCCCUAUUCGUGACGCUGCGCGCCAUGGGUUAGGUGGUGGAGGUCGCUCCGGCGGUGGCGGAUGGAACCAUCGCGCAGGAAGCUGGGACCGUGGGCGAGAACGGGAAGCGAACCCUUUCGCGAACGAGGAGGACGAUGGUGCUGAGGCUCCCUUCAAUGACCAGGAGAAUACUGGGAUUAAUUUUGAUGCAUAUGAGGAUAUCCCGGUGGAGACGAGCGGGGAUAAUGUCCCUCCGCCGGUGAACACCUUUGCGGAGAUUGAUCUUGGUGAUGCGCUCAAUGAGAAUAUCAGGAGGUGUAAGUAUGUAAAGCCAACGCCGGUGCAGCGCCAUGCUAUCCCAAUCUCGCUUGCUGGGCGUGAUCUGAUGGCUUGCGCACAGACGGGGUCAGGAAAGACGGCCGCUUUCUGCUUCCCCAUCAUUAGUGGGAUCAUGAGAGGUGAGUCUGCGCAGAGGCCAAGGGGGUCACGGACGGCUUACCCUCUUGCUCUCAUUCUGUCACCUACUCGGGAGCUAUCUGUUCAAAUACAUGCAGAAGCAAGGAAAUUUGCUUAUCAGACUGGUGUGAAGGUCGUUGUUGCUUAUGGUGGUGCACCGAUCAAUCAACAGUUGAGAGACCUAGAGAGGGGAGUUGAGAUACUUGUGGCGACUCCUGGGCGUCUAGUAGAUUUGUUGGAGAGGGCUAGAGUUUCAUUACAGAUGAUUAGAUAUUUAGCUCUGGAUGAGGCAGAUAGAAUGCUAGAUAUGGGUUUUGAGCCGCAAAUUCGCAGAAUUGUUGAGCAAAUGGACAUGCCUCCAAGCGGUGUCAGGCAGACAAUGCUAUUCAGCGCUACUUUUCCAAAAGAGAUACAGAGAUUAGCUUCUGAUUUCCUUGCCAGUUAUAUCUUUCUUGCUGUUGGAAGGGUUGGUUCUAGUACAGAUUUGAUUGUCCAAAGAGUUGAAUUUGUGCUAGAGUCAGACAAGAGAAGCCAUCUCAUGGACCUUCUUCAUGCACAAAGAGCUAAUGGGGUUCAGGGAAAGCAAGCUUUGACUUUGGUUUUUGUGGAAACAAAAAAAGGGGCUGAUUCAUUGGAACACUGGUUGUGUAUGAAUGGGUUCCCUGCGACUACAAUUCAUGGUGAUCGAACACAGCAGGAAAGGGAACAUGCACUGAGGUCCUUCAAGAGUGGCUUGACCCCUAUCCUGGUAGCAACUGAUGUUGCUGCACGUGGGUUGGACAUACCCCAUGUUGCACAUGUUGUCAACUUUGACCUUCCUAAUGACAUAGAUGACUAUGUGCACCGUAUUGGAAGAACAGGAAGGGCUGGUAAAUCAGGCCUUGCCACAGCAUUCUUCAACGAAAACAAUUCCAACCUAGCAAGGUCGCUUGCUGAUCUCAUGCAAGAAGCAAAUCAGGAAGUGCCUGCAUGGCUUGCUCGGUAUGCGGCCCGUUCUUCAUAUGGAGGUGGUGGGAGAAACCGCCGCUCUGGUGGUGGUGGCCGCUUUGGAGGCCGUGACUUCCGUAGGGACAAUAGGGGUGGUGGAAGUGGUGGCGGUGAUUAUUAUGGAGGUGGCAAUAGUGGUGGUGGUGGGGGGUAUGGUGGUGGACCAUCCACUGGUUAUGGUGGUGGAGGCAGCGCGGGGUUCACCAGUGCAUGGGAUUAAUCCUGUCCUUUGAUUGCUUGCUUCUUUUUUGUUUUUGUUUUUUUUUUAUUUUAAAUGAUUUUGGUAGGGGUGUCACCCUUCUAGAGUUGAAGAUAUAGACUAAGAAGCCCUGUGUUAUUCUGCUUAUUACUGUCAGUAGUCUUGCAGAUCCCCUACAACUUCUAGUAUUGAGGUAUUUUUGCACACGAUGACUGCAAAGUAUAACAUCAUCAUUGGCUAGCGGUGUUCUAACACUAGUGUCGAUAGUGUCUUUGAUUAUUUUCUCUUUUUGCCCAUUUGGUUUUCGUCCUACUUUUUUUUCUUAUUUCUUUUCUUUUUCUUGUAAUAUUGGUGGGAAGGUUGUAGAAUAUGUGGUGAGGGGGGUCUUUUAGCGGAUCAUUUUACAUAUCAAAAACAUAUUCUUUCCAACCAGGUUAGUCUUACUGCAGGGGUGGGAACUGGAGUUUUUGUUUUUCACUUUCAGGGGCUUUUUGUUGUAUAAUUCUGGGAGGUGGCCUGAAAUAAAUUCCAUGGUGUGGCACGAAUGAACGGUUGUGGAUGUGUGACCUGUUAUUGUAAUCAAACUUGUGACAAAUGAUAUACUGCAAUAUUUGAUGUGAGAACAGAUGUGAGAACAGAUGUUGAAAUUACUAUCUCAAUGGCUGGUUUAAAUUUUAUUA